Messenger RNA from Anoplophora glabripennis (Asian longhorned beetle), 1661 nucleotides. RefSeq lists its product as uncharacterized. The transcript has 2 exons. Bases 82 to 1626 code for a protein of 514 amino acids. Gene Ontology annotation, molecular function: toxin activity. The record is from RefSeq and is a predicted model, not a curated record. Lineage: Eukaryota; Metazoa; Arthropoda; Insecta; Coleoptera; Cerambycidae.
GAAAGGAAGAACGCUGUAUUAUGUAUUAAAAAAAAAGUUUAGUUGGAACUCGAACAGAGUUCCACCUACCGUCCUUCAAAGAUGGAUGAAAAACAAACCGAUGGAAAUAAUGCUUCCAUAUUUGCUGUAGAACCUAAAGACUAUGUCAUUCCAUUGGAAUUGGAUGUGAAACAUACCCCCUUGACGCACGAUAAUUACAAGGUUUACAAUAUUGGACGUGCUGAGGUAUACGUUGAAUUACUGCAAGGAACGUGCAGUAAAUGGCAAAAAAUUAUCGACGAAAUUACUAUUAAGCCGGGGCAAACAGUAAUAUUUGACAAUGUGGGAAGUAUGUUUAGAGUGUCUGGAUUAAAAAUUUCUAAUAAAACUGACCUACGAGCAGUGGUCUAUUGUGUACAUGCCGAUUGUAACUUUCGAGGGUUAGAACUAAAUGUACCAAGUAAGAUUGACAGAGAUUACAGGGAAACGUAUUCUAUAGGCGUUAGAUAUAUUCCAUACGUCAGUAAAAAAUACCAAGGAUUGUAUGAUGUGUUUUGGCCGUCGAAUAAAUUGAAUGUAUGGGAGCAAAUUUUGUUAAAAUUACAGCCGCUACUGAAGAACGAAGUACUUCAAACCAUAUCUGUCACCGUUAAGGAACUUAUGAAAAAUAUUCAACAGAAAUUACAUACUCUUUCAAUAGUUUUUGAUAAAGGACUGCCUAUUUUUGAUAUUUAUAUGGAAAUUACAGAAGACUUGCGCGAAUUUGAGAAAAGAGUAAUCAAACAAAAUUGUCAUAUUAAGUGCAACACAUCCAACAUGCUUCUACUACCUUUAUUUUCUAAUUUUACUCUGUUUAAGACAACCUUUUACACGUUAGGCAUUAUAACUUCUUCAGAUAUUGGAUUUUCUCCUAAUGAUAUAUCCCAAAUCGAAAAUUAUCUUAAGGCAACUAAGGAAGCAACCAAAUACAUAACUAGUUUAUUAGAUAACUGUUUAGAUGAUGUUUAUGGCAACUCAUUUCAAGAAAAUUUGUACAACUCCAUGAUGAACGUUCGCAGUUACAUUAAUAUCCACGGCACCGAAUAUACGAGGACAUGGGAUAGCAUGGUACGAAGUCCAUAUACAGGCGGAAAUGUUUUUUACGAUGUGAUUUCUUAUUCCAAUUUCUUUGGCAGGCAGACUCCAAACCUUAUCAGAGAAGCUACUGUCAAGGAAAUGUACCCGCCAUUAACCCCAUAUUAUCUGGGAUUUAUUUAUAAUUACCUGACUUCCAUUGAAGUGCAUUUAUGGGUAAAUCGUUCAUUUCCAGACUUAUCAAAAAUCGGUGGCAUGAACCUUGUUUUCGCUGACCAUUCUAGCUAUUUUAUGGGAACCAAGACUGAACUAAUAGAGCGAGUAGAUUUUAUGGAAGCUUAUAUUACCAAGCUGCAAGUUACUGGAACUGGCGCGAUUGACUCUUGUACUUUCCACAUGAGCGAUGGGAGGGCGCUGUUUUUUGGAACGAGAGAAAACGAUUCAGAAGAGGAAACUUUCGAACUGAAGGACCAUCGAAUUGUUUCUAUAUUUUUAUCCAGCGACGACGACUCUCUUGAGGGGCAAGCUGCGAAUAUCGCUGUUUCUUAUCGUUUAAACAGUAUAUGGGAAUGAAUAACUGAUUAUCACUUAUCGGAGAGCUAUUUUAA